AUGCUUGGGCUCACGGGCAAGUCCGUCACGCAACGAGCCAUCGAGGGCCACGUGGCGCAGCGCGACCGAGCCCUGCGCCAUGCCCUGCCUCACGAGGCGUCGCACGUAGCCAUAGCUGUGCAGAGCAGCAAGAGCCCCUACCACGGCCUGGACGUGGGUCUGGGACCCAAGGACCUUGAGAUCCUGUCGAGCGACAUUGCCGGCAUCACCUCGGGCAUUCAGGAGCGCCGCUGGACGUCGGCCGAGGUGCUGUGUGCCUACGUGCGAGCGACGCGCCGAGCGCAGAUCCGCACCAACUGCCUGACCGAGGUCUUUAUCGACGAUGCGCUCAGUCGUGCAGCUGAGCUCGAUGCGCACUUUGACCGUACGGGAUCGCUGGUCGGACCGCUGCACGGAGUGCCGCUGUCGAUCAAGGACAUGUUCCACGUCAAGGGUCAGAAGACGACCAUCGGCUUUUCCGGAUGGAUUGCCAAGCCGGCUGAGCCCGUAUCAGCCACCGUCGUGUCGAUCUGCGAGCAUCUCGGUGCGCUGACCUACGUCAAGACCAACAUCCCGCAGACCUUCAUGACGUUCGAAAGCACCAACCCAGUGUUCGGGCGCACCUUGAAUCCGUACAGCGCCAACCACACGUCGGGCGGAAGCUCGGGAGGCGAAGGAGCGAUCAUUGCGUGCGAUGGGUCUGCCGCCGGCCUCGGCACGGACAUCGCAGGCAGUCUGCGCAUCCCGUCGCACCACUCGGGCAUCUACACGAUCAAGCCGAGUCCCGGAAGAUGGUCGUACAACGGCAUGUGCGACUUUGGCAAAGGAUUCGAGUCGAUCAAGGCGGUUGCAGGUCCGAUGUGCCGAAGCGCUGCCGACGUCGAGACGCUCUUCAUCGAAGUGGCCAGACAGCACGUCCCGACGUGGCUGCGAGCGCCGAGAGACAAGGACGACCCUGCGGUGCUUCAGGAGGCUGUGGAGCACGACGAGGCGAUGGCCAAGUUCAAGCUGUCCGACUCUUCGACCGUGGUGAUCAACGAGGCAUGGCUCAACCCACUGGGCAUGUCGGAAGCCAGAGGCACGCCUUUGAGGAUCGGCUACGUGCUAGGUGACGGCAUCUACCGCACCACGCCGGCGGUCUAUCGGGCGGUUCUCGAGUGCGUGGCCGCGCUCAAGGCUAAACACUCGGACAAACGAGUGGAGUUGAUUGAGAUCGAGCCCCGGCAGCUCCAGACGCUCGAGGUGAUGCGGCUCUUCCUGCGCAUGCUCACGGCCGACGGAUACCGCAACCUCGAGAGCUACUUGGGCAAGGACAAGCUGAUUUCGCAGGUGCAGCUGCCGGUGCGACUCAGCCGAAUCCCGCGCUGGCUGCGCGGCGUCAUCGUGUUCUUCGUGCGCUACAUCAUUCGCGACCCCAUCUACGCCGAGCUGGCCGGGUCGAUGAUGCGCAUGAGCGCGGCCGAGCAUGCCGACGUGCUCGAGCGCCGCGAGCGCUUUGUCGACCGCUGGAACCACGUGAUGUGGGAUGAUCUGGCGCUUGACGCGCUCAUUGCACCCACUCAAGCCUGUCCCGCCGUCCCACACGGAGGUGCCGACCACAACUCGGCCAUGGCGGGCUCUACGGUGCUGUACAACAUCACCAAUGCUCCGUCUGCCGUGCUGCCCGUGCUGCGCGUAGACCCAAAGCUGGAUUCGCACCGCGAGAGCGAUUUUGAACACGCGUCGGCCGAGCAGCGCAAGGCAUACAACAUGUGGGCGGGCGACAGGCGGUGGAAGGAUACGAGCCGAGUGGCCAACUUCCUGCUGUACAAGACGGCGUACGAUGCCACCAAGAUGGCGGGGCUGCCGGUGGGUGUGCAGGUGGUCACGCGUCCGUAUCACGAUGAGAAGGCGAUCGGUAUCAUGCGCCUGCUCGACGAUGCUCUGCCCCCACCUGCGCAGCGUGGCACACCGUGGACCAACCGAAUCGACCCGCAGGGCAACUCAAUUGUAUCUUCAAAGGCGAACGUCGGCUUUGGGCCUGGCAGUCUCACACGUGCGCUCUUCGUCUAG
Molecule: messenger RNA, 2031 nt
Organism: Moesziomyces antarcticus
Lineage: Eukaryota; Fungi; Basidiomycota; Ustilaginomycetes; Ustilaginales; Ustilaginaceae
Product: amidase siGNATure enzyme
Exons: 1
Coding region: 1-2031 (676 amino acids)
Source: RefSeq, a predicted model, not a curated record